AUGCACUUUGCUACAACCGCUGCCGCUCUAAGCCUCCUGCUGCUCGGCAGGACGCACGAAGCGACAUCUGCCGUCGUUCGCUACGACUGGAACAUCACGACACUCGAUCCCGCCAUUUUCGAUGGUGUCAGGGGUGCUUUUGGCUACGGGAUCAACAACGAGACAUGUGACAAGCACCCGAUCGACGUCAUCUUCGGCGACGAAGUGGAGGUCCACGUCACGAAUCAGCUCAACGAGGUAACGUGCAUGCACUGGCAUGGACUCAAGCAGCUCGGGACCCAAGAGAUGGACGGGGUUUCGGGCAUCACGCAAUGUCAGAUCCAGCCCAACGUGACAGCCAUUUACCGGUUCACGCCUGACAAAUGCGGGAGCUUUUGGUAUCAUGGCCACGAAGAAGUACAAUAUGCUUACGGUCUCCGUGGCGCGCUACUUGUUCAUUGCCCCGAAGAGAGACAGCAGAGCUGGGAGGCCGACGUCGAAGAAGAGUACACGGUUGUGAUAGGUGAUUGGUACCAUGACCUGCCUGCGGGGGCCCCCAUUUGGGACUCGGUUGUGAUCAAUAACGUCGGUCGCUACGACUGUGCAGUAGCGCAAGCUGCAGGUUUGGAGUGUAUCCCAGCACUACCACUGCCUCGAUUCCAGUUCGCACCAGGAAAGAAGUACCUCCUUCGACUAAUCAAUGUCUCGGCCUUGGCAGCGUUCAAGGUCAGUAUCGACGGACACACGUUCCAAGUUGUGGCAAGCGAUGCCGACUACCUCGAGCCCUCGACGCCCGUGAACUCGGUUUUGCUCAAUGUGGGCCAACGGUACGACGUUCUCGUGGAGGCUCUGUCGACCACUUCUCAAGAAGGCGAUCAACAACUACAACAGGUCAGUCAAACGGACCCAGCACCAGCAGCACUGGGCUCUUACUGGCUGCGGGUCAAUUCGCUCUUUGGUCCUCCCUGGACUGCUGCCUUGGCUAGUGCAGUCCCCGAAGGGUUCAACCCCGACGCAUUUGCUAUUAUCGACUAUGACAGCAAUGCCACCGCAGACCCGACAACGUCGGCCUGGCCCACGGAGGUGGCAAUCGGUGAGUUCGACUAUAAUCCAGCCGAGCCAGUUGAGCUCCCAGCAGAACCGGACCAACGCAUUAUCAUCGAGUUCACACUGGCCGUGCUUCCUAUAAACCCGGGGCAGUUUCUUGGAUACGUUUCGAUCAACGAAGGAGCCUUUUCCUCGCUCGUGACUCCCGACGUUCCACCGCUGUUCUCGAUCGCACAAGGGGCUUCAACCGAAGACCUCCCGGUGACAGCAAACGCUGUUAGGAUCAAUCACAACGAGCACAUUGAAGUGGUCGUUGUGAACGAGACGCCCGACCAACACCCGUUCCACUUGCACGUGCACUCGCCAUGGAUUGUCGGAAGCGGCCGCGCUUCGCGCGACGCAAUUAUCGCGGGCAAUCUUCAGACCUUGCGGCUUGAUGGACCCAUGCAGCACGACGUGUUUACUGUACCCGAGUGCUUGACCGACACUACGGGAGCUUGCACGGAUAUGGGCUACGUUGUCUUUCGCAUCAAUGGCGACAACCCAGGGGUUUGGCUCAUGCACUGCCACAUCGACUGGCACUUUGUAGUUGGGUUGUCCAUGCUCUUUGUCGAGGCAGAAGAUGUUCUGCACGAAGAAGGUCUUGCUGCGUUCUCACCGAACAUGCUGUUGAGCGUGUGCAACCGAGGUGGCAACUUCACCAUCUGA
Messenger RNA from Peronospora matthiolae, 1734 nucleotides. The record is from the annotation of a GenBank genome assembly. Lineage: Eukaryota; Oomycota; Peronosporomycetes; Peronosporales; Peronosporaceae.